AUGACCACAGACCCCCGCUUCACGCCCGUGCUGCUCACGCUGCCCAGCUUCACGCCCUCACUCGCCCUCGAGGUCCUCCCCCACGGCAUCACCGCCCACAGGCUCUACAUCCAGGCCGAUGGCAAGACACACGACAUUCUGAUCGGCCCAGAGGACCCGGCGACACACCUCCAGCAAAAGUACACCAACAGCAUCGUCGGCCGCUACGCCAACCGCGUUCCCGUGUCUGCGUCCGACGCCGCUGCACCCACCACGCUCACCAAGGCCGCCGCCCAGGGGCAGUUCAGCCCUCGCCCAAACGAGAAGCCCACUGUCUCACUCCAUGGCGGUGUCCAGGGCUUCGACAGCCACCUCUGGGAGCCUCUCCUUGACCCGAACGCCGUCCAGCUCUUCACGCCUGCUGAGCUCGUGACCAUCCAGAGCGAUUUCCCUGGCCAGUCCAGCGUUAUCUUUGCCCGCACCAGCGACGACGGCGAGGAGGGCUACCCCGGCAGACUCCGCGUUGAGGUCUUCGUCGGCCUCGUCAGUCCUAAGGGCAAGGCCAUCGACGAGUUGACUGGCGAGUACUGCCUGGGUAGUCUUGUGAUUGUUUAUCGCGCAAAGCUCGAGGGGGAGGAUAAGGUAACGCCGAUUAACCUGACGCAGCACUGGGGCUUCAAUCUUGAUGCCUCUCUUCAAGAUGGCUCAGAGCCGUCCGUACAUGGACACAGACUACAAAUAAAGGCAGGCCUUCGCGUUCUUAUUCGAGAGUGGUCAACAUUGAACUCAUAUUUCCAUGUUUUAGUCGAACCAUACAAUUGA
Messenger RNA from Phanerochaete carnosa HHB-10118-sp, 801 nucleotides. RefSeq lists its product as uncharacterized. Gene Ontology annotation, molecular function: aldose 1-epimerase activity; carbohydrate binding. Lineage: Eukaryota; Fungi; Basidiomycota; Agaricomycetes; Polyporales; Phanerochaetaceae. The record is from RefSeq and is a predicted model, not a curated record. Gene Ontology annotation, biological process: glucose metabolic process; beta-D-galactose catabolic process via UDP-galactose, Leloir pathway. The transcript has 3 exons. Bases 1 to 801 code for a protein of 266 amino acids.